AUUGGACGAUCGGUCACUCUAUCGACCACUCCGUCGGCCAUUAUUAGGGACACAAUCUCUGCGAGCCAAGUGCUGCCUGACUUCGGACCGACAGACAUAUGGAUCUGCGGUUACCCGAAAUCAGGCAACACUUGGCUCUCAGAGAUUGUGUCCCUAAUAAUGGCCGACGGAGUGGUCGAUAGAGUGCGCGAUCGGCCCAUAUCUGAAAGAGUGCCCAACAUUUUCAAUACACUGACUCAUAAUCCCAAUUAUGGUUGGUUUGAAGGGUUAACUGAUCCCAGAAUUACUGACAACCAUUUGGAACUCAAAUAUUUACCACGUUUUGAAGGGAAAGAGGGAAAGAUGAUAUACAUAAUGCGUAACCCAAAGGACGUUUGUGUCUCGUAUUAUCACUUUCACGAUAUGAUGGGAAUCCCGGCCAUAGAUUGGGAUGACUUCUGCCAACUCUUUCUCGACGGACACCUAAUAAACGGCGAUUGGUUGUCACACGUGACCGACUUCUGGCUCGCGUACGGCACUGGGAAUCACCCGAACGUACUGUUCAUAGCGUACGAG
Molecule: messenger RNA, 555 nt
Organism: Medioppia subpectinata
Lineage: Eukaryota; Metazoa; Arthropoda; Arachnida; Sarcoptiformes; Oppiidae
Source: the annotation of a GenBank genome assembly